Molecule: messenger RNA, 204 nt
Organism: Mesoplodon densirostris (Blainville's beaked whale)
Lineage: Eukaryota; Metazoa; Chordata; Mammalia; Artiodactyla; Ziphiidae
Product: beta-defensin 103A-like
Exons: 2
Coding region: 1-204 (67 amino acids)
Biological process (GO): cell chemotaxis; defense response to bacterium
Cellular component (GO): extracellular region
Molecular function (GO): oxidoreductase activity, acting on a sulfur group of donors, NAD(P) as acceptor; CCR6 chemokine receptor binding; chemoattractant activity
Source: RefSeq, a predicted model, not a curated record
AUGAGGGUCUACUACCUUCUCUUUGCAUUGUUCUUCUUGUUCUUGCUGCCUGUUCCAGGCAGUGGAGGAAUCAUAAAUAUAUUACAAAAGUAUUAUUGCAAAAUAAGAGGCGGCCGGUGUGCUCUGUUUGGCUGCCUUCCAAGGGAGAUACCCUUAGGCCGUUGUUCCCAAAGUGGUCGAAAAUGCUGCCGAUGGAAGAAAUGA